AUGCAAUCCAACCCCCCAUCUCGGAUCGCCAAAUCCCCUCGGCAACCGAGCUCGGACAAGCCCAAGCGCAGACGCAAGGCCCUCUCGUGCUACGCCUGCCGGCGCCGUAAACUCAAAUGCGACCGCGAGGUCCCGGCGUGCGGGCGGUGUCGGAACGGUGGCAUCGCCGAGUCGUGCUCCUACAAUGAACUCCCCUUAUUGCCGGAGGAGGAGCGGUCCGUCUUGUUGCACAAUAGUGCGUACACGUUGCACAGUCCCCCGCCGGCGCGGGCGCCAGUGCCACAGGUUCAUUCUGUCCGAGGGCCGGGGCUGGAGCACCCGGCGGUAGAUCAGGCAUCCCCCGAGACGAGGGUAAUAUCGCUAGCGGCGCCGCAGAACGCAGGGAGCUGGCAGUUACUCGGGGCGUCGUCGUCGGCGACGGGGAUCAAUGAGGAGCGCCCGUCGAUCCGCAGUAACGUUGCCGAUGACAACGAUGGUCAUGAUUAUGGAAUCGGGCCCCCAGGGUCCGGCGGGGAGCGGCUGCGGGUGCAGACGACGAUUCUGCGGGGCGAGAAUUUCAAGACCCAUUACUACGGAAGUACGAAUCCAAUCAGCUUGAUUUCUCAUUUCCCCGAGCUGCGAUCGUUCAUGAAGGAGACGAUCAUGCAGCGCACCUCCCUGCCCAGCCUGCAGCGGGAGUUAAAGGCGCUCCAGGUGAAAUGGAAGGGCAUGCGGGCGGACCUGCUGCCGCAGCAUGAAUGGGAGCUCGUCGGGCUACUCCCGGACCCGGAGACCAUAGACGCCCACGUGCAGCUCUACUUCGACACCUUCGAGACCGUCUACCGCAUCCUGCACUACCCCAGCUUCAUGCGGGAGUACGAGACGUUCCGCGAAGACAGCCGCGCCGCGCGGCCGGCGUUCGUCGUGACGCUGAUGCUGGUGCUCGCGUGCGUGGGCUGCCUCGCGGCGCCCGCGGCCCAGCAGCAGCAACAGCCCAAAUACAUCGGCGACAGCGCGAUGGCGCGCGAGCGCGCGACGCUCUGGAUCGAGGCGGCGGAGGCGUGGCUGCCCCGCCAGAGUCAGAAGCACAUCUACCUGGCGAUCUGGCAAAUCCGGUGCCUGCUGCUCGUGGCGAAGAUGGUGAACGUGGUAAAGAAGAAGCGCACGUGGACGGCGGCGGGGACGUUGGUGCGCGAGGCCAUGUCGGCGGGCUUUCACCGCGACCCGACCAUCCUGGGCGACCGCGUGUCGGUCUUCGACCUAGAAAUGCGGCGCCGGCUGUGGGCGACAAUCCUGGAGCUGGAGCUGCAGAUCUCGACGGACCGCGGCAUGCCGUCCGCGGGCGCGGCGCUGACCGCGGACACCGCGCCGCCGCUCAACAUCGACGACGAGGCGCUGGCGGUCGACGCGGCGGCGCUCCCGCCCUCCCAGCCGGCCGAGGUGUACACGGCGUGCUCGUUCCUGCGGGUUGCAGCGUCUAGUUUCCCGCUGCGCACCGCCCUGAACUCCCUCGUCAACGAUAUCCACGCGCAGUCCGUGUACGAGGAGGUGCUCCGCAGCGAGGAGCGGAUCACGGCCGCGCUGCACAGACUGCCCCGGUGGCCCGACGACGACACCCGCACCCCGGGGGUGUCAGCGCGAGGGCGUAACCCAGCCCUGACCCGCGCGCUGCUGGACAUCCAGCUCCGACACUUCCUGAUCCUGCUCCAUGCGCCCUUGGCACGCCAGGCGGAUACCAAUCCGCGCUAUUCGCUCUCGCGGAUGGUGUGCUUCAACGCCGCGUUCCGGCUCAUCGACCAGCACCGCCAGCUCACCGAGGCGGGGAACCACCUCCUGCUGCUCCUGCGACACGACUACUUCAAGAGCGCGCUGGUGAUCUGCCAUAAUAUGUACAUCGCUACCAGCGUGCACGACAACCUCCUCCUCCAAUCCAACAGUACCACCCUGAUCCACUACAUCGAGGCGGUCCUGCACCUCCUCGAGGAGAAGACCACCCGCUUGGGCACCGGGUACACGCACUACUGGUACAUUGCGGCGGCGGCGGCGUUUCUGCGGUCGCGGAUCCCCGACCCGGCGCACCCGGCGGUGCAGAAGGAGGAGGCGAUCUACGAGGUGGUGCGGCAGUAUCAUCGGGUGCUGGCGCAUCAAGAGGAUCUGCGCAAGGCGAAGGAGCUUCUGUUUCCGAUGCGGCUGGUUACGAUGAACCCACCCGAUAAUACCACCACCACUACCCAGCUCCAUCUACCCCCGGACUUAACCGGAGCGUCUCUCCUCGACCCGGACUUAUCCCGACCAACCUUCAGCCAAGAAGACCUCUCCCUCGAAGAAUUUUUCUUCGGCAAUCCCGCCGCAUGGACGUUCGACAACCUCUGGGCGAUGGAAUAA
Molecule: messenger RNA, 2364 nt
Organism: Aspergillus aculeatus ATCC 16872
Lineage: Eukaryota; Fungi; Ascomycota; Eurotiomycetes; Eurotiales; Aspergillaceae
Exons: 5
Coding region: 1-2364 (787 amino acids)
Biological process (GO): regulation of transcription by RNA polymerase II; DNA-templated transcription
Cellular component (GO): nucleus
Molecular function (GO): DNA-binding transcription activator activity, RNA polymerase II-specific; zinc ion binding; RNA polymerase II cis-regulatory region sequence-specific DNA binding
Source: RefSeq, a predicted model, not a curated record